Teleopsis dalmanni is the source of this 1628-nucleotide messenger RNA. RefSeq lists its product as uncharacterized. Gene Ontology annotation, biological process: regulation of DNA-templated transcription. Gene Ontology annotation, molecular function: DNA-binding transcription factor activity. The transcript has 4 exons. NCBI's taxonomy places the organism in Eukaryota, Metazoa, Arthropoda, Insecta, Diptera, Diopsidae. The record is from RefSeq and is a predicted model, not a curated record. The coding region runs from base 830 to 1477 and encodes 215 amino acids.
AUAAACAUGAUGCAAAAAACCUAAAACUAUCUUUUAUUUUUUUUCUUUCAUGUUAUAACAUAACAACAUCAUUCACAUGUCACACAAAAAAAGAAUAUGUGGUCCAAAAGAAAUUCAGGCUAUCCUUAGAUACUACGGAGCAACCGACAUUCUCAACUGCAGGCGACAUUAAUAAGACCAUCGACAGCAUCAACUUUUUAACAGAAAUUAAUGUCGAGCCUUGUCUGAUACGAACCUCAGAUACAGAUGAAAUUAUACUGCUCACCGAUAGCAAUACAUCCAGUUCAAUAUUAAGCCACACAUCCUUCCAUACAAAUCAAACCUCAUUCACUGAUUUCACAACAGCACUAAACUCCCCCUCACCAUGUAGUAAUCCCACCACAAAUGCGACAACAAAGCAUUGCAGCAAGAAACGAAAACGUGGACGACCUUUCAAACAUUAUAGUGAUGGGCCAGAUCUAUCAUAUUUGACACACCUUAAUGUGGAAGAACGUAAAUACUUGGAACAUCGUCACAGAAAUAAUGAAGCUUGCAGGCAAUUGCGACGCAAACGCCGGGAGCUUGAAAAUGCAGAAAUUAUGGAAGAACAAGAACUUAAGCAGAAAAAUGCAGAUUUGAAGAUGAAGCUAUUGAAAUACUCACACAUAGCAGAAGCACUAAAUGGCAUACUGAAUAGGAAAACUUAAAUAUCACAUAUUAAUAUAUUAUUGCUUUCUCUAUAGGAAGGUGUACAUACAUACCAUCCACAAUUGUAUCUACUUCUAUUAUUGGCAAAGUUGAAUCCACAUUUCAUAGAGGGACUUCGUUUCCAUAUGUAGUAUAUUUUAUUAUGGAUCUCAUUUCCAUAAUUGCAACUACCUCAUCCUCUCGCUGCACGGAUAAAGAUUUUGUGGCACGAAAGAAGUUUAGGCUAAUCGUAGACCUCAAGAAGCAAACCACACUCACAGCAACCGAUAACAUAAUAAUACCCGAUGAUAUCAACACUUUCUCAGAAACACGUGCGAAGUCCAAGAAACAAACUUCAAGUACAAGUGAAUUUAUUCUACUUAGUGAUAGCAGUUCAUCCUACCGUUCAGAGCUAACCUGUACUUCCUUACAAGCGAAUGAAACGUCAUUCGCUAAUUUUAGAAGAAUGCGGAACUCCCCACCACUAUAUAGUACCUCCACCUCUAACACGACAGCAAAAUCCUACAGUAACAGACCGAAACGUGGUCGACCUUUCCCAAAACAUAGAAAUCGUUUCGAUGCCUCAUAUUUAGCACAGCUUACCGAGAAAGAACGUAAAUACUGGGAAAAGCGUUACAAACAUAAUGAAGCUUGUCGGCAAUUGCGUAUCAAGCGCAGACAACUUGAAGAGGCAGAAAUCAUGGAAGAAGAAAGAUUGCAGCAUAUAAAUGCAGAAUUAAAGAUCAAACUCCUCAAAUACUCGCAUAUAGCUGAAACACUAAAUAAUAUUGCGAAUAAAAGGACAUUUUAACAUGUUGACUUCUUAGUUGGGGGAUUUACCAAACACAUUUAUAUAUACUCUAGUUAUUAGUAGGGUUAUUUAAUCUACAUUUAAAAUAAGGACUAUAGUGGUCUAUUAAGGCCUAUUGUUAUCAGUACAAAGAAAUAGUUAAUUCGUUAAA